AAAAAGAGAAAAACCAUAUUCUCAGACCCAACUUGGUACCUCAUCUUAACUCAAGCAGAACAAGAAGGGGAAAGAGAGAGAGAGAGUUUUAUCGUCCAGGUCCAGAGACUUCUUCCAAGAAAUGUGACCCCUUCUCUGAGCUGUUCAGACGUAGCCCCGAAGCCUCCAUGCCCAUAACAUUUUGUCUCUUCCUCUGUUUCCCAAUUCAAUAGGGCUUUAUAUCUGCAAGUGAGUCAAGGACACUUUUUGAGGAAAAAGUACAGAGAGAGAGAGAGAGAGAGAGAGAGAGAGGAGAGAGGGGAGAGGGAGCGCAAGACUAGGAUUCAAGAGAAUGAAGAUCCAAUGUGACGUUUGCGACAAAGGAGAAGCCACUAUCUUUUGCGCUGCAGACGAAGCCGCGCUCUGUGACGACUGUGAUCGCCGAGUCCACCAUGCCAACAAGCUCGCCAAUAAACACACGCGUUACUCUCUCCUUCAUCCACCCUUCAAAGAAUCCCCUCUCUGCGACAUCUGUCAGGAGAGGCGAGCGUUGCUGUUUUGCCAAGAAGACAGAGCAAUCCUGUGCAGAGAAUGCGAUGUUCCCAUUCACAGAUCCAACGAGCACACCCAAAAGCACAACAGGUUUCUUCUAACCGGGGUUAAGCUCUCCUCUUCUUCACCCCCCAACCAAGCCUCAUCGUCGUCCAGUGCAUUGAGCACAGACAUGAAGAUCUCUAGAUCCUCGGCGAAGAGACAGAAUUGCCCGCCGUCAUCAGUGUCAACAGCCGAGAGAAGUUUGCCUUUGGGAGCUUACCAAGACGAGAACCACACGAGCGACGCCGGCUCGAUCUCAACGAGCAGCAUCUCGGAGUACUUGAUGGAGACGCUGCCCGGGUGGCACGUGGAUGAGUUUCUUGAUCCUUCGUCGACUGCUUCGAACGGAUACUGUAAGACUUUUGAUCACAUGUUGCCGGUGGUGGAUCCCGAUUUGGUGACCGACACGAGCUCCUCUGCCUCGAAAGAUUUUGCAAACUACUCCCCCAAGUUCCUCAUCAAUUCCCUCAUCUAUCUCUCCACCUCUCUCAGGCUCAAGGUCCUUUUUUUCAUGGCAUGGAUCAGCAAGAGAAGGCAAGGAGCAACAGAUUCAUCAAGAAACAGAGUGAUGAUGGUUUUCUUUAUGGAAGCUCACAUCAGCAUCCCUUCUCUCAUAAUUCUCAGGCUUUUUGGCAAUAGCUUUGAAUCCACAACCCUUCUGCAAUUUGUGGAUGUUCUUUCUGCAAUGUUUUAUUUUAUUUUUUUCCCCUCCUUGUAUUAGAUUAAGAUUUAACGGUUCUUCACGAUCUCCUGCUCAAAGGUAGGUUUGUUUUAUUUUUAA
Messenger RNA from Eucalyptus grandis, 1354 nucleotides. Its product is annotated as B-box zinc finger protein 20. Gene Ontology annotation, molecular function: zinc ion binding. NCBI's taxonomy places the organism in Eukaryota, Viridiplantae, Streptophyta, Magnoliopsida, Myrtales, Myrtaceae. The record is from RefSeq and is a predicted model, not a curated record. Gene Ontology annotation, cellular component: nucleus. The transcript is spliced from 3 exons. Bases 332 to 1294 code for a protein of 320 amino acids. Gene Ontology annotation, biological process: regulation of DNA-templated transcription; photomorphogenesis.